GUGAAUUAAGUGAUAAUGAGGUAUAUUCAGACCUAUAUGUCAACAUAUGUUCCCAAGUAGUCAUUGUUUCAGUACUAUCACUCCUCCUCCUCCUCCUCCCUCGACUCGAAUAUCUCCCCCUCACCGGUGGGUGUUGAUCUAGAAACUUCCCACUCAGCUUUUAAAUUCAGAAAUUCUUGGCUGAUUUCAUUCUGACAUUCACGUAACCAGGAGCAAGAUGACAACAUACACAGACAAAGGCGAAAAGCAUGAUCAGGGGAGCUUCCUCUGCUUUGAUCACAUUACAUUCUGGGUUGGAAAUGCCAAACAGGCUGCAUCAUAUUACUGCAACAAGCUGGGAUUUGAGCCUCUGGCCUACCAGGGUUUGGAGACAGACAGCCGUGAUGUGGUGUCCCAUGCAGUCAAACAGGGAAAGAUCAUUUAUGUGUUCUCAUCUGCCCUCAACCCUGGGAACAAAGAGAUGGGCGAUCAUUUAGUCAAACAUGGGGAUGGAGUGAAGGACGUUGCCUUUACAGUGCAGGACUGUGACUUCCUUGUGCAGAAAGCCAGAGAGCGAGGCGCAAUUAUUGUAAAGGAGCCCCGCACCCUGGAGGACAAGUGUGGUAAAGUCAGGCUGGCCGUGCUUCAAACGUAUGGUGACACCACGCACACGUUUGUGGAGAGGGCCGGAUACAGCGGGUUGUUUCUGCCGGGCUUCCAGCCCCCGAUCUUCAAGGACCCCUUACUCGACAAACUACCAAGUGGAAAACUGAACUUCAUUGAUCACGUUGUGGGAAACCAACCAUAUGAUGAGAUGGUCCCAGUGGUGGAAUGGUAUCAAAGAAACCUUCUCUUCCACCGCUUCUGGUCCGUCGACGACAAGCAGCUUCAGACGGAGUUUAGUGCCCUGAACUCUAUUGUCGUGGCAAACUACGAGGAGACGGUGAAGAUGCCCAUCAACGAGCCUGCCAUGGGGAAGAGAAAGUCUCAAAUCCAGGAAUAUGUGGAGUACUACGGAGGUCCAGGAGUGCAACAUAUAGCCAUGAACACAUCAGAUAUCAUCACUGCAAUCCGUAACCUAAAGGAGCGUGGGACGGAGUUCAUGUGUGUGCCAGACACCUAUUACCACCUACUCAGGGAGAACUUGAAAGACUCAAAGGUCACAAUCUCAGAGGACCUGGAUGUUCUGCAGGAGCUGAAGAUCUUGGUGGACUACGACGACAAUGGCUAUUUACUUCAGAUCUUCACUAAGCCAGUUCAGGAUCGCCCCACCGUGUUCUUGGAAGUCAUUCAGAGACACAACCACCAGGGCUUUGGCGCCGGGAACUUCAAGGCUCUUUUUGAAGCCAUCGAAGCAGAACAGCACGCUCGGGGAAAUCUGACGAUCCUGACACCAAAUGGAGUUUCCAAGAACAUGUGACGUGAUCGCCGUAUUGCAAUUACUUUACAGUUAGGGAAAGUCUGAAUAACUAUCAAUGAACGAUGAAGAGACGCUUAACUUGUAGUACGUGCCACAUCAAUGCUUUGAUAUUGUGAGAUACACAAUAAUAAUGUGCAACGGGUGUUGUUUUUUUGUGACUUGCAUGUUUUAUUCCAAUGUAACAUAUAUUGUAUCUGUCAAAACGUACCUCAUUUAAUCACAACGUAACCAUAAUGCAACACUUUCUUUUUUAUAAAAUGUUAGCAACAAAAAAUAAUAUUAUUGACACAAGCUUGACUCAAGCAAAACACAGUUUAAGCUCUCAUAAACGAAAACAUUUAACUUUACACAUUUGUUAUCUGGACUAGAAGGUCAACGGACCUUUCAUUGUAACAAAGGCCUUUUUGGGAAGAGGCAACAAUCGCAAUGCGUCAAAUUUGUGUUUAUAAACUGUAAUUUACAUACAAAUGUCCUGUUUUGUAUUGUAGUAUUUAGUCUAAACAGUGGUUUCCAGUACUUGAGGGGGGCACACAAUAAUGUCAUGCUUGACCUCCAUUGAUAAUCCAUAACUGUCUUGCAUGCUGUUUAGGACAGUUUAUUAAGUCAUAAUUCACUGAGCCGCCACUCGCCUGCACUGAUGUCAUGAGCUCCUGUUUGGCCUCCAGACUGUCCAGGUUUGAGUAUUGAAAUGGCUUUUUUGAUGCAUCUUCA
Molecule: messenger RNA, 2110 nt
Organism: Pseudoliparis swirei
Lineage: Eukaryota; Metazoa; Chordata; Actinopteri; Perciformes; Liparidae
Gene: hpdb
Product: 4-hydroxyphenylpyruvate dioxygenase b
Exons: 14
Coding region: 218-1399 (393 amino acids)
Biological process (GO): L-tyrosine catabolic process
Cellular component (GO): Golgi membrane; endoplasmic reticulum membrane
Molecular function (GO): 4-hydroxyphenylpyruvate dioxygenase activity
Source: RefSeq, a predicted model, not a curated record